This is a messenger RNA of Penicillium robsamsonii, 1050 nucleotides long. RefSeq lists its product as uncharacterized. Bases 1 to 1050 code for a protein of 349 amino acids. The record is from RefSeq and is a predicted model, not a curated record. NCBI's taxonomy places the organism in Eukaryota, Fungi, Ascomycota, Eurotiomycetes, Eurotiales, Aspergillaceae. The transcript has 4 exons.
AUGCCUUUGGACACGAUAUAUCUGACUCGUCAUGGGCACCGCCUCAGCUGGACCAUUGACUUUCGCACGGGCACAUACAAGGCCCAAUUCCCCACGCCGACAGGAAACCCAGCAGACCCUGCACUGACUUCGCACGGCGUUGAUCAGUCGUACGAGCUAGCGGAACACAUUGCUGGUCCCCAGUUCCAUCCGAAACCAUUCCGUGUCUACUCGAGUCCCUUCUACCGUUGUCUUCAAACAAUCCAGCCGUCUGUUGAAGAGCUCAAGAGAAUCUCUGCUGAAUCUGGUAGUCAGAGUGGUCUGAUUGGGUCAAUUGAUCGGCAUGCGGAGCUGGAUGUACGAAUUGAGAAUGGGUUAGGAGAAUGGUUCGGCGCAACAGACUUCUUCGACCACCCAGCCCACCCAACCCUCCAAAUGAUGUCCACCCAUUUUCCAACCCUCCUUCCAGAGGCCAGCCAAACCUACAAACCCCUCCUCGUCCCCUCAAGACGUGGCGAAACAAUCACCCAGCUCCAUAACCGCCUAGCAACAGCCUUAAAAGGCAUAAUCGCUGACAUUGACGCGGAAGUCUCCGCCCUGGAAGCAGAGCUGCCACCAGACCAAAGAACCAGCAAGUCUGUCCUGAUCUGCGCGCAUGCAGCGCCGCUCAUUGCGAUGGGACGGGUUCUUACUGGCCAUAUGCCGGACGAUAGUUCCAAAGAGGACUUUAAUGUUUUCACGGCUGGUUUGAGCACUUUCAAGAGGAGGGGAGCUUCCUAUACGGCUAGUGCUGGACAUAGCGGUGACCAGCAAGAAAAUCCAAGUGAGCAGCCGCUUGCUGAGGGUACGAUGUUUAUUCGUGCGUCGGGGUCCACGCCGCAGUGGAGGAAUGGGCGCGGUGUUGGGGGUGGAUGGGAUUGUGUUGCGAAUGGAGAUUGUAGCUUUUUGAGUGGUGGUGCUGAACGUGGAUGGCACUUUGAUGGCGAAGAAUCCUUUAAUACGGGUCCUAUGGCUCCGCCUUCGGAGCUACCUGCGGAACCACCUGCAAAUGUAGGUGCCACGAAGCUGUGA